AUGAAUGUAUUGGUCUGUCCUUCUGGAUUCAAGGGGAGUAUUGACCCUCCGACUGCGGCCAACUGCAUCGAGGCUGGCAUCAUGCGGGCACUACCGUCUGCCAAGAUACGCAAGGUACCACUCGCGGAUGGCGGCGAAGGCUUUGCACAUGCCCUGGUUGCUGCUGCGGGUGGAAAAAUGCGCAAGACCAUUGUCACUGGUCCUGUUGGUAUACCGAUUCCCUCCUUCUAUGGGGUCGUCGAACUGGGCCAGUCCAAGGCAGCGGUUAUUGAGAUUGCAGCUGCUGCUGGGCUGAGCCUAGUACCUCGCGACAGCCGAAAUCCAUGUAUUACAACCACAUUUGGGGUAGGGCAACUGAUAGCGUCUGCGCUGGAUGAAGGGGUGCAGCGUAUCAUUGUGGGCUGCGGAGACUCUGGCACCAGUGACGGUGGGGCCGGAAUGCUUCAGGCCCUUGGGGCACGAUUGAUCAGUCGCGAUGGUACUGAAAUCCCUUGUGCUGGAGGAGGCCAGUCAUUGAUGUCCCUUGAGAGUGUCGACCUUUCCGGGUUACAUCCUCGCCUGAAUGAAGUCAAGAUCGAGGUUACCUGUAACUGGAAGAACGUCCUCUGCGGGCCGAACGGAGUGGCAUGUGUCUAUGGUCCACAGAAAGGCGCGUCUCCCAAACAGACAGAGGUGCUACAGGCUGCGUUGGAUAUUUAUGCGUCUGCUUGUAAGCGCAUUUUGGGCCGUGACAUAUCUGAGAUGCCCGGAAGUGGGGCGUCCGGUGGGUUAGGUACUGGCUUGCUGCUCUUAGGUGCGAUGCUUCGUCCACGGUAUGAGGCCAUCAUGGAGUAUUUCAAUAUUGAAGAACUGUUUGAAGAUUGCGAGCUGGUAUUCACUGCCGAGGGGGGUAUUGAUUACCAGACUCCGAGAGGAAAGAUCCCAGCGGAGGUUGCGAUACGGGCGAAGAAGUAUCAGAUCCCGGUCAUUGUGCUAGCCGGUACGAUUGGAGACGAGGCAGAGGUGAAUUACGACGUUGGAAUCAAUGCGUAUGCCUCAAUCCUCCAGCGGCCAUCCACUCUGGAAGAGGCUAUUGCGGAGGCUGAACGACUCUUGACAGAGAGUGCAGAAGGCGCAAUGCGUAUGGUUGUUGUUGGCCGCAAGUUGGCCAGAAGGUGA
Aspergillus pseudotamarii is the source of this 1158-nucleotide messenger RNA. RefSeq names its product glycerate kinase family protein. NCBI's taxonomy places the organism in Eukaryota, Fungi, Ascomycota, Eurotiomycetes, Eurotiales, Aspergillaceae. The transcript has a single exon. Gene Ontology annotation, molecular function: glycerate kinase activity. The record is from RefSeq and is a predicted model, not a curated record. Bases 1 to 1158 code for a protein of 385 amino acids.